UUUCUCUAUCAGACACUGUAGUUAUCUUACCGGUGAAAGCUUUACAUUCAUGGGUUUAAACUGUGUUAUUACUAUAUUUAUAUUGACUAUCCGUUACUAUUAAGGUACAGUUCUCAUAGUUAACUAUGUAAGACUUGAAUAUUUUAAUGAUACAUUUAUUACAGAAGAUGUCUAACUUUUAACAGUAGAAGCUGCCGGCCGGUCGUUAGCAUGUUGUAGUUAGCAGCUAAAUGCUAAUGAGUCCAAACUAGACCUUUUUUAACAGAAGAUUUAUAUUAGAUUUUUAUAAACUUCCAAGUAACAAUGAAGUGUCACUAUGAAAUCUUGGGUGUGAAACGGGACGCAGGAGACGAUGAUUUGAAGAAAGCUUAUCGUAAAUUGGCACUGAAAUGGCAUCCAGAUAAGAAUUUGGACAAUGCUGAAGAAGCAGCGGAGCAGUUCAAGCUGAUCCAGGCAGCUUAUGAUGUCCUAAGUGAUCCACAGGAGAGAGCUUGGUAUGAUAAUCACAGGGAAGCUUUGCUAAAGGGAGGCCUUAGUGGAGAUUAUGAAGAUGACAGCAUUGACCUGCUCCAGUACUUCACUGUGACUUGUUACUCUGGAUAUGGAGACGAUGAGAAGGGCUUUUACAUGGUCUACAGGAACCUCUUUGAGUCCAUCGUUAAGGAGGAGAUGGAACAUGGCAAAGUAGACGAUGAGGAUGAAGACGAGGACUUCCCUCCUUUUGGAGACUCUCAGAGUGACUAUGAUACUGUAGUGCAUGUAUUUUAUGGCUACUGGCAGAGCUUCUGCACUCGUAAAAAUUUUGCCUGGAAGGAGGAGUACGACACAAGGCAGGCAUCCAACCGCUGGGAGAAAAGGGCCAUGGAGAAAGAGAAUAAGAAGACUAGAGAAAAAGCUCGUAAGGAGCGUAACGAGCUGGUACGUCAGUUAGUGGCUUUUGUGCGCAAGCGAGAUCGUCGGGUGCAGGCCCACAGGAAGCUGGUGGAGGAACAGAAUGCAGAGAAGAUCAAAAAGGUUGAGGAGCUGAGGCGAAAGCAGAAACUCGACCAGGCCAAACUGGCAGAGGAGUACAAGGAGCAGAGCUGGGCGGCCAUGUCUGAACUGGAGAAGGAGCUGCAGCAGAUGGAGGCUCAGUAUGGACAGGAGUUUGGAGACGCAUCUGAGAGCGAAGACGAAGAGCAGGACGUGGACGCACGAGAGAAAGCCAGCGAAGACGGAGGAGAUCAGCCCGAUGCAGAUGAGCUGACUAUUGACUAUUACGAUGACCUGUACUGCCCAGCUUGUGAUAAAUCCUUUAAAUCGGAUAAAGCGAUGAAGAACCAUGAAAAAUCCAAAAAGCACCGGGAGAUGGUGGCAUUGCUACGGCAACAGUUGGAGGAAGAAGAUGAUUCACUUGGCAUGACUCAGGGUGAAAAGGAUGGAAGAGAGGAAGAAAAGGAGCAGGAAGAUGAGGAGGAGGAGGACGAGGAGGAAGAAGAAGAGGAGGAAGAUAAGCCGAGGCAAAAGCUGUCCAAAAAGCAGAAGAGAAAAAAGAAACAGCAGAAAGGGUUAAAUCAAAGUGCUCCAGAAGAGAAUGAAGACAAACCAACACAAACCCCAUGUGAUGUAGAUGCCCACAAAGACCCAGAGGAGCCCACAGAGCCAGAGGAGAGGGGUGAACUUCCUCCCACUGAAGCCAAGAGUUCUGGGAAGACGAAAGGAAAGAAAGGAGGAAAAGACAAACCAAAGAAUAUCAAACCCCACACAGGAGAACAGAUGCCUGAGAGGGAAGUCAAUCUCCGCUGUGUGACCUGCAACAAUGAGUUCCCAACAAGAAAUAAGUUAUUUGACCAUCUAAAGACAAGUGGCCACGCCUCCGCGCUCUCCCAACACGCUGCUCCGUCCACAAGCAAGAGCAAGAAAGACAAGAGGAAGAACAGAUAACACACAUUCAGCUGGGUUUACGACGUAGGAGAGCUCUGAGGAGGACAGAGCUGUAAAUGUGGAUUUGAAUGGACUGCAAUGACUGAGCCCGUUUACAUACACACCAAUACCCUGACCAUUAUCACUGGAGUUAUCAGAUUAUUCAAGCGGUCAUGUAAACUGCAGUAAUCUGAUUAUGAGAAAUCAGAUUAACACACCUGGAUUUCUCCCCAAUACUCUGAUGUCUUCCUGUAUGUAUACAGGUUGAUCUGAUUUAUUUUGUUCUUUUACAUCUGUACAUGUAAAAACAAUCAUAGAAAACGAAAGUUACGUAGUCAAACGACAGCGGAAGACACGUAACAGGAAGUUUGAGUCCACCAUCACUACAUAUGUAUGUACUCCAAAUGAAAUCCAAUAAUGGACUGGAGCGUCUAAACCAGGUUUUUCAAUUAUCGCGUGUAAAUAUGUCAGACCUGAUUUUUAUGAUCAUGUAAACAGGCUCACUGAUUCAACCAUGUUCUUCAGCAGGAAACAUUAAACUUGGGAUAAAUCUG
Messenger RNA from Sphaeramia orbicularis (orbiculate cardinalfish), 2456 nucleotides. RefSeq names its product DnaJ heat shock protein family (Hsp40) member C21 (gene dnajc21). The transcript is spliced from 12 exons. Gene Ontology annotation, cellular component: cytoplasm. Bases 304 to 1923 code for a protein of 539 amino acids. Lineage: Eukaryota; Metazoa; Chordata; Actinopteri; Kurtiformes; Apogonidae. Gene Ontology annotation, molecular function: nucleic acid binding; zinc ion binding. The record is from RefSeq and is a predicted model, not a curated record.